AUGAGUGGUUUUCUUCUUCUUUGCUUUGCCUUGCCUUGCUCGCUCUUGCCAUGCUGCUCUCUUGCUCUCUUGCUUUACCUUGCUCACUCACUCACUGGCUCGUUUACCCUUGUAGGAACAGCAGCAGCACACCACCCCGCUGUCAAGUUGCGUACGCGCAGUGCAGUGCAGUGCAGUGCGUGCGUGCGUGCCCGACUCCGCGAUCGCCCGUCACUCACUCGCGCACUCGCUCGCUCACCCCGGCCGUGCCUAGGUGAUUUCCCAUAUCCCCGGCCUGCGCCCCGCAGCCCUGUGCCCCCUGUGGCGUAUGCGGUCCUUGUGGUCGAUGGGGUCCAGCCCAGUCAAGGCAGGGCUGGAGGACAGGGCUGGGCUGGACUGGCUGGUGGUCGCCUUCCGCACGCCCGAGCGAGGUUGUGGGGUGGGGUGAGUGAGUUUGGGUUGGAAAUUCACUCCUUCUCUGUCUACUCUACCAAGCUGUCUUCCUACCUCAUCCUCUUAACUGCCUCCACCUCCACCACCACCACAACAACAACAUCAACCACCACCAACUUCUCCCCCUCCAAAACGCCUCCAAACAGCUCAGCACUGCUCAGCUCAAACCAUGUCCCCAACGACCAUCCCGCCCCGCGACCUCACGCUGCACACGCACGCCCACAUCCUCCUCGCCGCAGGCUACUCUCCGCUGUUUGUGUCGGGGCUCGCUGCGCCCUCUGGCACUACGUCUACUACUACCAAAACCACAACCAUAACCUCUCCGCCAUCAUCAUCAACUACUUCGUAUUCUUCUUCAACAACAACAACAACAUCAACCACCAAAACACGACCAGACCCAACCCGCCCGCACCAACGCCCACACCCCGCGACCUCGACGCCUGGCGGCCCAGCUCCCGCUGCUGCGCCGCCACCACCGCCACCACCACCAUGCGCGCACCCCGCGACACCAACACCGCUAGCACAACUAGCACAGUUGUGCUCGCCACCACUUCCACAACAGCACCACCACCAGCAAAGACAGCGCGAGCAGCACCCCCACCCAAAACAGCAGCGCAUACGCGUGCACAUGUGCGUGCGCAUACGCAUACGCGUGCGCGUGCGUGUGCGAAGGCGGGUAAGGGUGCGGGCAUGGCGACGGGGUUGCGGGCCGUGAGGCGGCGAGAUGGGUAGGUAGGUACCCACGCGUCUGUGUGGGCCGGAUGGGGAGGCCGGGGACAAGCC
Aplosporella prunicola CBS 121167 is the source of this 1215-nucleotide messenger RNA. RefSeq lists its product as uncharacterized. Lineage: Eukaryota; Fungi; Ascomycota; Dothideomycetes; Botryosphaeriales; Aplosporellaceae. The coding region runs from base 1 to 1164 and encodes 387 amino acids. The record is from RefSeq and is a predicted model, not a curated record. The transcript has 4 exons.